Messenger RNA from Eutrema salsugineum, 1226 nucleotides. Its product is annotated as transcription factor MYB20. NCBI's taxonomy places the organism in Eukaryota, Viridiplantae, Streptophyta, Magnoliopsida, Brassicales, Brassicaceae. The transcript is spliced from 3 exons. The coding region runs from base 99 to 1088 and encodes 329 amino acids. The record is from RefSeq and is a predicted model, not a curated record.
GGAAAUACAACAUUAUAAGUAUAUAUUAGGUACCCAAUUGAGCACAUCUCUAUAUAUAAAGUAUAUAUCUAUAUAAUAGAGAGAGAGAGGAGAGAGAUAUGGGGAGGCAACCAUGUUGUGACAAAGUAGGGUUGAAGAAAGGGCCAUGGACUGUUGAAGAAGACAAGAAGCUCAUCAACUUCAUCCUCACCAAUGGCCACUGCUGUUGGAGAGCUCUUCCCAAGCUUUCUGGACUAUUGAGGUGUGGUAAAAGCUGCAGAUUAAGAUGGAUAAAUUAUCUAAGACCUGAUUUAAAAAGAGGUCUUUUAUCAGAAUAUGAAGAACAAAUGGUCAUUGAUCUUCAUGCCCAACUUGGCAAUAGAUGGUCAAAGAUUGCCUCUCAUCUACCAGGAAGAACUGACAAUGAAAUAAAGAACCAUUGGAACACACACAUAAAGAAAAAACUAAGGAAGAUGGGUAUUGACCCUUUGACCCAUAAACCUCUCUCGGAACAAGAAGGUUCAGAACAAGCUCAAGGGAGCAAGAAAAGCUUAGUGCCUCAUGAUGACAAGAACAGAAAACAAGAUCACGAAGAUCAACAAACUAAAGACAAACAAGAACAACAUCAACUAGAGCAAGUUUUGGACAAGAACAAAAUUUCAAUAUCUAUUGAUGAUGGAUUUUGCAUUGAUGAAGUCCCAUUGCUCAAUCCACAAGAGAUCUUUAUGGACGCCUCUUCUGCCCAUCAUCAUAAAAAUGAUGAUAACGCCAAUAUUAACAUUAGUAACUCCACUUCGCCUUCUUCCUCUUCCUCUUCUACCUCGUCGUGUAUAUCAUCAUUACCUGGUGAUGAAUUCUCAAAGUUUCUUGAUGAAAUGGAGAUUAUUGACCUCAAGUGGCUCUCAUCCAAUGAUUCAUCAGAGGAUAACAUUAAUUACAAAGACGGCAAGUACAACAACAAUGCUGAUACGAUGAACUUGUGGGACAUCAAUGAUUUGAGCAGCUUGGAUUUGAUUAUGAAUGAUCAUGAUGAUAGUUUCGUUGGAAAUGGUAGCGGAUGUUCAAGAAUGGUUUUUGAUCAAGAUUCAUGGGCAUUUGAUCUCCUCUAAGUUUUUUCCCUUAUUGUUGAUUUUUUUUUAAAAAAAUAAAAAUUUAGUAUUGUUUUUGAAGUGGCGGCUUUGGGUUUGGCCGGUGUUGCAAUUUAGUGGAUGAUUAGGUGUAAAAUACAUGUAACAAAGAUUGCAAUU